Messenger RNA from Budorcas taxicolor (takin), 2014 nucleotides. It is a transcript of the gene DNASE1L1, whose product is annotated as deoxyribonuclease 1 like 1. Gene Ontology annotation, molecular function: DNA nuclease activity. NCBI's taxonomy places the organism in Eukaryota, Metazoa, Chordata, Mammalia, Artiodactyla, Bovidae. The transcript has 7 exons. The annotation marks the transcript as partial. The record is from RefSeq and is a predicted model, not a curated record. Gene Ontology annotation, biological process: DNA catabolic process. Gene Ontology annotation, cellular component: nucleus.
ACCUGGGGCAACCUGGAUUCCUCUGGAGCGUUCCAGAAGCCCAUACACAGCCAUGCUCUGCUUUUGCUCCUCCUCCUGGCCAGUGGGGCUGAGACCUUUCGCAUCUGUGCCUUCAAUGCACAGCGGCUGACACUUGUCAAGGUGGCCAGAGAACCUGUGCUCGACACCUUAGUGAAGAUCCUGGCUCGCUGUGACAUCACGGUGCUGCAGGAGGUGGUGGACUCAUCUGACAGUGCCAUCCCCCUCUUGCUUCGAGAACUCAAUCGAUUUGAUGACUCCGGGCCCUACGCGUCCCACAGCAGCCUCCUGCUGGGGCGUAGCACAUACAAGGAGAAGUACGUGUAUCUCUACCGGUCACAUGAGGCAGAGGUCCGGGACUCCUACAUAUACGACAAUCAGGAUGAUCUCUUUACCCGGGAGCCCUUUGUGUGCUGGUUCUCUUUACGCAGCAAGGUUCUUCCCAGCCUUGUGCUGGUCCCGCUGCACACCACUCCGAAGGCCGUGGAGACGGAGCUGAAUGCCCUAUAUGACGUGUUUCUAGAUGCUUCCGAGCGCUGGCAGACCAAGGAUGUGAUCCUGCUCGGGGACUUCAAUGCUGACUGUGCAUCACUGACCAAAAAGCGCCUGGACGACCUAGUUCUUCGGACUCAGGCUGGCUUCCACUGGGCCAUCGCCGACGGCGUGGACACUACGGUGCGGGCCAGCACCCACUGCACCUACGAUCGCAUCGUGCUCCAUGGGGAGCACCUCCAGAGCCUGCUGCGUGGCGCGGCCGCCUUCGACUUCCGCCAGAGCUUUGGGCUCACUGAGCAGGAGGCUCUCAACAUCAGUGACCACUACCCUGUGGAGGUGGACCUGGCGCUGAGCCGGGCAGUGCACGGGGUCCAGCCCCCCUGCCUGGACACUCUGUGGCUGUCACUGCUGCUGCCCCUCCUGGCCCCCCAGCUGGGCCUGGUGGCCUGAAGCCAUGUACCUGCUGCCCCAAAGUGAGGACUGUCCUGUCUUCUGGACUCAAAGCCCUGCCCUGCUCCCAGCCUGCCCCUCUGUGUGCCUUUGCUUUGGGUGUGUCCUCUGGUCAGGCCUUUGCCUGCCUGGCAUCAAAAGGUAGAAAAGGCAGGUGGGGCCCUGGGGCUGGACCCAUGCCACUUGUCCCCCGGGUAGUGUCAAGAAUGAGGACAAAAGACUGGGUUAGGGGGUGAGGGGGCUCAGUAGAGGUGAUCUUGGCUCAAGGGCAGGGCUCUGAGAAGGGAAUUGCAACAGAUCAAAGGAUUUUAUCCUGACAAAACCAUCCACUCCAAGAACAGAAAGCCAAAUGACACAGACAUUACAUGUGUGUAGCAGACAUGCCAAAAGGUUCAUCUUUAACAUACACAAGACUUCUAGGAAACAGUAUUAAGACCCCAGGAGAUACAAUGGUAGAGAUCAGCAGUUUAUACACAGACAUACACACAUAAGAAAACAGCAAGUGGUCAAACUCAUUGUAACUUAACCAGAUGCCGUAACACCUCUGGUCAAGUCCAUGUUCAGACCACAAUGCAAUUUGGCCCCUACCACUCAGGGUGUGGUCAAGCACUGCCUAGAAGAGGCUGAUCACCAAGGCUAUAGAUGCACACAAAGUAUCUAUAGAAACCAGUGUAACCAUUAUAGAUACUUUGUAAAUGUGUGGUCCUAUGGGGGUAAAGACUUCCCUGGUGGCUCAGAUAGUAAAGCUGCCUACAAUGUGGGAGACCUGGGUUCAAUCCCUGGGUUGGGAAGAUCUCCUGGAGAAGGAAAUGACAACCCACUCCAGUGUUCUUGCCUGGAAAAUCCCAUGGAUGGAGGAGCCUGGUAGGCUACAGUCUAUGGGGUCGCAAAGAGUCGAACACGACUGAGCAACUUCACUUCACUUCAUGGGGGUAAAAGGACACACAGCAAAAGUUAACUAAAUGACCCCAUUUAGUGUGUUGUCAGCACAGAGCUCUUCGCCACCUCCCUUUUCCAGAAAACAGACCUCAUUAAAAAUCUGCACAACAGA